AUGCUAUCGGCAGUGGAGAAGACCGCCAUUCAACUGGGCCUGCACUUCAACGCCCAGAAACGCAAAACCAUGUCGAUCCGCUCAGGCAGACCUACCAUACAAGUUGAGCCUUCCAUUCUGAACAGCCUAUCGAUCCCAAGUCUCGCGAACAUCGAAACCAUACCAUACCUCGGAGCAAGGAUCAGCACCGACUGGACCCUGACAUCAGUUGACCAACUGCAAGACCGCGUUCGGGUGGAAGAAGUCCUUUUCGUUCCAAACUAG
Soboliphyme baturini is the source of this 264-nucleotide messenger RNA. The record is from the annotation of a GenBank genome assembly. NCBI's taxonomy places the organism in Eukaryota, Metazoa, Nematoda, Enoplea, Dioctophymatida, Soboliphymatidae.